Messenger RNA from Echinops telfairi (small Madagascar hedgehog), 2179 nucleotides. RefSeq names its product choline/ethanolamine phosphotransferase 1 (gene CEPT1). The record is from RefSeq and is a predicted model, not a curated record. Gene Ontology annotation, molecular function: ethanolaminephosphotransferase activity; diacylglycerol cholinephosphotransferase activity. The coding region runs from base 159 to 1406 and encodes 415 amino acids. NCBI's taxonomy places the organism in Eukaryota, Metazoa, Chordata, Mammalia, Afrosoricida, Tenrecidae. Gene Ontology annotation, biological process: phosphatidylethanolamine biosynthetic process. Gene Ontology annotation, cellular component: endoplasmic reticulum membrane; Golgi apparatus. The transcript has 9 exons.
GAUCCGGCUCCACUUCGCCUGGGGCGGAGAUAAGAAGGGAGAGGCGGAGCACGGCCCUCCUUGAACUUGAGUGCUGGGCUAGAGGGGUAAAGAAUAGCCAUAAGAAGUUAUAAACUUAAUGUAAAUUACUGUCUCCAGAUAAAAGAAAAUCAAGAUCAAUGAGUGGGCAUCGGUCAACAAGGAAACGAUGGGAUUCCCACCUGGAGGCCCCGGUGGGCUUGGGCCAUAUGAGCACUACAGGAUGUGUAUUAAAUAAACUGUUUCAGUUACCUACACCACCACUGUCCAGACACCAACUGAAGCGGCUGGAAGAGCACAGGUAUCAGAGUGCUGGACGGUCCCUGCUGGAACCCCUGAUGCAAGGAUACUGGGAAUGGCUAGUUGGUCGAGUUCCCUCCUGGAUUGCUCCAAAUCUCAUCACCAUCAUUGGACUGUCAAUAAAUAUCUGUACAACAGUUUUAUUAGUCUACUACUGCCCCACAGCGACAGAACAGGCACCUCUGUGGGCAUAUCUUGCUUGUGCAUGUGGCCUUUUCAUUUACCAGUCUUUGGACGCCAUCGAUGGAAAACAAGCCAGAAGAACCAAUAGCAGCUCUCCUUUGGGAGAACUUUUUGAUCAUGGUUGUGAUUCACUGUCAACAGUUUUUGUGGUUCUUGGAACCUGCAUUGCGGUGCAACUGGGGACAAACCCUGACUGGAUGUUUUUCUGCUGUUUUGCUGGGACAUUCAUGUUCUAUUGUGCACACUGGCAAACAUAUGUAUCAGGAACACUGCGAUUUGGAAUAAUUGAUGUGACUGAAGUGCAAAUCUUCAUAAUAAUCAUGCAUUUGCUGGCAGUGAUUGGAGGACCACCUUUUUGGCAAUCUAUGAUUCCCGUGCUGAAUAUUCCAGUGAAAAUUUUCCCUGCACUUUGUACUGUAGCAGGAACCAUAUUUUCCUGCACAAGUUACUUCCGUGUGAUCUUCACAGGAGGUGUUGGCAAAAACGGAUCGACAAUAGCAGGAACAAGUGUCCUUUCUCCUUUUCUCCAUAUUGGAUCAGUGAUUUCAUUAGCUGCAAUGAUAUACAAGAAAUCAGCAGUUCAGCUUUUUGAAAAGCAUCCUUGUCUUUAUAUACUGACAUUUGGUUUUGUAUCUGCUAAAAUCACUAAUAAGCUUGUGGUUGCACAUAUGACAAAAAGUGAAAUGCAUUUGCAUGACACAGCAUUCAUAGGUCCAGCACUUUUGUUUUUGGAUCAGUAUUUUAACAGUUUUAUCGAUGAAUAUAUUGUCCUUUGGAUUGCUCUGGUCUUCUCCUUACUUGAUUUGAUACGCUAUUGUGUCAGUGUCUGCAAUCAAAUUGCGUCUCACCUUCACAUACACGUCUUCAGAAUCAAGGUCCCCACAGCUUAUUCUAAUCAUCACUAAUGAUACAGAGGGGCUCGGUGGGAAACUCAUGUUUUCUGAAGGAGCAAAUCUGAACAUAUUAAGGAGAACGGGGCAGAUAAGAACAAAUAUAAUUUAUAAUAAUCAAUGUUGUAUGACUUUUAUUCUUUGUUAUUGGUAACACUCCUUAAUGAUCCUGAGUGAGAACGGGGCUUUCCAGUCCCAUCCUGUAACUUGUACAUGUGGUCAUACAGGGUUUGGCUUGAGAAAGCAUGCAGGAAAAAGGCCAUGUGUUUGUAAUCAUCCUGGAUUCUAAAUAAAAUUGUCAUGGGGAGCAGAUCCCCAGUGAUGGAGAUUUCUAAUGUAGAAUAUUUACAGGCCAAAAGAUGGUUACUUUAUAAUUUUAACAAAUCAUCUUUUAUUGACUUCCAUGUUUAAUGUCUUCUCAGUCUUUCUUUUACUAGUAAACUCAGCUUGUGGCGCAGAUAAGUCCCACUGGCAAGUGAAGUGGAACCGAGUGAUAAUGACGUUGAAUUGGCCUUGAAAGGCUUCCUGUGGUUACAUUGUUAAGGCAGUCACCUUUUAAUUGCUCGAGAAGGAAAAUCUCUCUGGUGGGCUUGGGAAAUCCUGUCAGCAUGCAGAAUAAUGUAACUUUGUCAAUCCAUUUUAUUUUUUUAAAUAAAUGUAUGAUCUGAAAGCCAGCUUUUCCCCCCCUCAGUUUUAUUCAGUGGAAAGGUAAACUUGUUUUAAUGCCAUUUUUUUAAAGCAUAUUUUAUUUCUGUUCUUUAAUAAACAAGAAAAUUCGGUCAGCUGUA